AUGAAGGCGAUCAAAAUUCCUAAUACCGCUCUGUUGGAUGUCUUCGGACGACCAGUGUCGAUUAACAGUCAAGACUUUCAUCGGUUGUCCCGGGCAGAUUACUAUGAAAAAAUAUCGAUGAGCAAUCACAAUGAUGCUAAAACUAAAGAUUUAAAUGUCAAUGGUGUUAAUCCAUUACCAAAUCCCACUACGAAUCGGUUAACGGUAAUUGGAGAAACACCACUUCAUAUCGCAGUGUUCUUCAACGAUCUAGCGUCGGUUCAACUUUUGAUUAAACAUGGUGCUGAUGUUAAUCAACGUGUGAUCGGAGAUUUCUAUCAGAACGGUCAAAGUCGAGGGAAACACGAAACGAAAAGCAGUAGGCAUAGUCGAGCUCUUCGAUUCUUUCAGCGCCGUGACAAAUCGAAUACACGAAUCAGUUUGAAGAAUGCGUCACCAGAAACUCAUGCGUAUUAUGGUGAAUACCCAUUAGCGUUUGCUGCGGCAUUCGGUUAUAAAGAAAUCUACGAUUACUUAAUUGAUCAUGGAGCUGAUCCAAAUCUACAAGAUUCCUAUGGAAAUACCGUUUUACACAUGCUCGUCAUCCGAGAUAAUUCAGAUAUGUUUAACCACGCUAUUCGACAUCCAGUUAAAAAAGCGUUGACAGAUAUUCGAAACAACGAAGGUUUAACAACAUUAACACUAUCCGCGAAGAUUGGUCGAAGAGAUUUGUUUCUACAAUGUUUGGAAUUAUCACAUGUGGAAAUCUGGCGUUAUUCAAAUAUCAAAUGUUGCACAUAUCCAUUACGUGGAAUAGACACGAUAGCUGAUGGCGGACAUAUUGAUUGGAACUCUUCAUUGAUGUCCAUUGUCAGCGGUAAAACUGAAGACCAUUUAGCGAUGCUUGAUAAUAUGGUCAUAGAACGUCUAUUGAACGAUAAAUGGUCUUCAUUUGCUCGCGUUAAUUUUGUCCGUCAGUUGAUCUUACUUUGUAUCCAUUUAUUCUUUUUGAGCACUGCCGUGUUUUUACGGAGACCAAACGAUAAUGAAAUUACAGUCCAGAAAAUCUUUUGUCAUAUCGCAGAAGUUUGUGUCCUCAUUGGCUGUAUCAUCAGUCUAUUUGCUUUGCUAGCAAGAGAAAUUUAUCUCCAAGGUUACAGUUCUUACAUACAAAAUCUAAGAAGUUAUCCGGAAAAAUUGGUUUAUCAAUGCUCAUGUAUACUGAUACUUCUAGCUGUUCCAUGUCGUGUUCUGUUUUUAGUCACAAAAAAUGUUGCAUUUGGUUAUGUAGAAGAUGGAUUAGUGUCACUUGCCGUACCAGGAACAUUUUUAUAUUUUCUUUUUUUCGGACGAAUUUAUGCACUGACGGGAGCGUUCAUUGUUAUGAUAUUCGAGAUGAUUACAGGAGAUAUCGCCACAUUUGGUGUGAUCUAUGUUAUUGUCAUUACAGCUUUCGGACAAGUCUUUUAUCUUCUCUUUCGCGAUACAUCUGAAGGUGGAAAUUGUCACGAAUUUGCCACGAAUAACACAUGUGAAGUGGAAAACAUGUGUUCAUUCAAAAAUUUUGAAGCAUGGAUGACAAUGGUUCAUUUCACUAUGGGCGAAUUCGAUUUUUCUCGAUUCGAUUUGACUCCCUAUGCAUAUUUAGUGAAGAUUUUAUUCAUCAUUUUCAUGAUUUUAACACCUAUACUUCUCUUGAACAUGUUAAUCGCUUCGAUGGGUAAUACUUAUCAACGCAUCAUCACUAUCAGCGAGAGAGAACGUAUUCGACAGUGGGCUCAACUCGUCUUAACCAUCGAAAGAUCUUGUUCUCCUAAACAACGAUUUGAUUAUCAAGGUGCAUACGCCAUUGGUGCUGAUGAUAAACGAGAUUUGAUGGUUAUUAAGCGAGUAAUCAAAAGUAAAGCAGCUCAACGAAAAGGAGCGAUCAGUAAUUGGAAGAGAGUUGGAAAGCUUGUUCUCUAUCUGUUGAAAGAACAAAAAACCACAGCUGAACAUGUUCGUCUUCGCCGUGUUUCCCAUCAAUCAGUUGUUCUCAAACCGAAAGCUCAGUUUGAUCAUAUGCUUGAGACAUUGGCCUGGGAACGCGAUAUCGAUUUAUCAGGUCCCAAAGGUUUAUCAGCAUCGAAUCAAAAUCUCAAUUUAGCUUCGACACUGAAUACAGUCGACCUUAACUCGUCUGAUCAUCAUGCUCCGCCGCCGCAAUUUGUAACAAACGAAUAUCCAACGCCAUCCUCAGUUCCUCAACGACUCACGGGCAGCCAAAAACCCAUCUGUCGUUCGGAAUUUUCUGAGCUCCGUUCUCGUCCAUCAUUCAUCGACUAUGAAGAUUUAGAAAUCUUUCAGAACAAACGACCGUUAACCACAGCUCAGCAACCCAUUCGACGCGUAUCGAUGAUGCCCGUAGAUGCUGAUGGAUACAAGGAUUUACUUCUAGAUUUUGAUAACAAACGCCGACAAUCGAAACGAUUAAUGUCACGUGGUACAUCGAAUACAAGUAUAAAAUCGAAAAUUAGUGAAACAACGAUCUGUUAA
Molecule: messenger RNA, 2514 nt
Organism: Adineta ricciae
Lineage: Eukaryota; Metazoa; Rotifera; Eurotatoria; Adinetida; Adinetidae
Source: the annotation of a GenBank genome assembly